GCGCACGCGCGGGAAUGGGAGCCCGCGAUGGCGGACGGCUCUCGCUCGGAUCCAAAACCCGGUGAGACGGAGGCCGAGAGAGCCGGAGCGGAGCUCGGGACGGGGAAGGGGAAAGUCUGCGGAAAAUAACCGGGUGUAAAGGGGCAGGCUUUGAGAAGAAUUGACGGGAUGGUUCCCGGAGCUUCCGGCGCUGGGCUCACGGCCGCCAUCUUGUUGGGAACCGGGAAGUGAGAGCGCGCGUGCGCCGCCGCCAUCUUUGUGACUAGAAAGGGGACUAGACCUGGAGUCGGGAAGCCAAAAGGAGUGAACCUGGUUGCGGCCCGGCUGUCGAAGAUGGAAGGGGAGAGCUCCGGACUAGGCUUCGUCCGGGAGAAGCCAUGGGAAUGCGGGGACUGCGGCAAGAGCUUCCCUUACCCGUGCUACCUGGAAUCGCACCGGCGCAGCCACACCGGGGAGAGGCAGCACACCUGCCCCGAGUGCGGCAAGGGCUUCGCUCAGGCAGCCGGCUUGCAGAAGCACCGGCGGGCGCACACCGGGGAGCGGCGGUUCCGCUGCUCGGCGUGCGGCAAGGGCUUCACCGAGUCCUCCCACCUGCUGCGGCACCGGCGGGUCCACACCGGGGAGCGGCCGUUCGCCUGCCCCGAGUGCGGCAAGGGCUUCACCGAGCCGUCGAGCCUGCGGAGGCACCGGAGAGCGCACAGCGGGGAGCGGCCGUUCACCUGCCGCCGGUGCGGCAAGGGCUUCGCCGACCCGUCCUUGCUGCUCUCGCACAGGCGGGUCCACACCGAGGAGCGGCCCUUCGGCUGCCCGGACUGCGGGAAGCGUUGGAAGAGCUCCCGGGACCUGCGCUCGCACCGGCGGGUCCACACCGACGAGCGGCCGUUCCGCUGCCCCGGCUGCGGGGCCGGCUUCAAGGCGUCCUCGGCCCUGGCCAAGCACCAGCGGGUGCACACCGGGGAGAGGCCGUACACCUGCCCCCGCUGCGGGGCGGGCUUCAGGCAGUCCUCGCAGCUCACCGUCCACCGGCGGGUCCACACCGGCGAGCGGCCGUUCCGCUGCCCCGAGUGCGGGAAGGCCUUCAGCCAGUCGUCCCACCUGCAAAUCCACCGGCGGGUCCACACCCAGGAGCGGCCCUUCGGCUGCCCGGACUGCGGGAAGCGCUUCAAGAGCUCCGGGGAGCUGCUGCUGCACCAGCGCGUCCACACCGAGGAGCGGCCCUUCCGGUGCUCCCACUGCGGCUCCGGUUUCCGCAGAGCGUCUGACCUCGUCGAACACCAGCGGACGCACACCGGGGAGCGGCCGUUCACCUGCUCCGAGUGCGGGAAGGCCUUCACCCAGUCGUCCACUCUGCUGAGGCACCAGCGGGUCCACAACAUGGGGAAGCCGUGGAAAUGCGGGGACUGUGCAAAGGAAUUCCGUUCCCCAUCUGAGCUGGAAGCCCAUCGGCGCAGUCACACCGGGGAGAGACCCUUCACCUGCUCUGUGUGUGGGAAGGGAUUCAGCAAAUCAUCCACCCUGCAGACACACCAGCGGGUCCACACCGGGGAGCGGCCUUUCAUCUGCUCCGAGUGCGGGAGGGGCUUCACUCACUCGUGGAACUUACAGACCCACCGGCGGGUCCACAGCGGGGAGAGGCCAUUCACCUGCUGCGAGUGCGGGAAAGCCUUCAGUCGCUUGUGUAGCCUGCAGACCCACCAGCGGGUGCACACCGGGGAGAGGCUGUUUGUUUGCUCGGAGUGCGGGCAGGGAUUCACCGACUCCUCCAACCUGUGGAAGCACCGGCGAAUUCACACCGGGGAGCGGCCCUUCACCUGCUCCAGGUGUGGCAAGGGAUUCGGUGACUCAUCCCAUCUGCUGACGCACCAGCGGGUACACACCGGUGAGAGGCCGUUCCCCUGCUCUGUGUGCGGGAAGGAUUUCACCCAGUUAUCCAACUUGCUGACCCACCGGCGGGUUCACACCGGGGAGAGGCCGUUCACCUGCUCCGCGUGCGGGAAGGGCUUCACUCAGUUGUGCAGCCUGCAGAAACACCAGCGCGUUCACAAGUGAUUACAGGGUUGGAUUCUGAUAUUAUUACCAUCCCUAACCGUGUUCAGGAACCAUGUUUUUUUCUGAGAAUGGUGAAAUGGAAAAGUGGAAGACUUCCUUGCAACCGGACUGCCCGGAAUCAUGACUUUGCUUCCAAUGCUGUUUGAGUCUUACUGUAAAAAUAUAGUUUUGUACUUCACUUGGUUUAAAAAUCAUUGUGUGUUUGGAAAGUAAAGUAAUAUUCGGUAUGUAUUUCUAUUAAACAUGCUGCAUUGCCAUGGAGAUGGGCUGCGGGGGUUUAGAAGCUUCUUUUGUUUCAUUUCUCUCCCAGAAGUCAGCUCCAUACCUUGCGUGGUGACUAUAUGUCAGGGAGAAAGAACCUGGAUGACCUGCUGUGGGAAAAGAUUUGCUAACCCACGAUAGGCUCACAAAAGCAAAUUGGCCAAAUUGUACCAGGACACCCAGAAUUCCCGAGCAGCUCACAAACUGGGUCAGACGGCACGCAGACAAUGGAAUGUGCUUUAAGCGCCCAUGGACAUGACAGAGAUCUCAAAGCCCUAUGGGCAGUUUCACAACCCAGCAAUACCAAAGCCACACAAAGAGCAGGACAGACAGAUAGGCACUACAGGACAAUGGAAGCACCUCACCACUUCAGAAAAGACUUGAACACUUUCCUGUGAAGAUGAAUGGAACAUGAUACUGUCAGGAUGUUGCAUUGUGUGAAGGAUCAGGACAUUCAUCCGAUAAACCGUUUUCCAAUUAGCAUCCUU
Messenger RNA from Chiloscyllium plagiosum (whitespotted bambooshark), 2798 nucleotides. RefSeq lists its product as uncharacterized. Gene Ontology annotation, biological process: regulation of transcription by RNA polymerase II. The record is from RefSeq and is a predicted model, not a curated record. Gene Ontology annotation, molecular function: RNA polymerase II cis-regulatory region sequence-specific DNA binding; DNA-binding transcription factor activity, RNA polymerase II-specific. Lineage: Eukaryota; Metazoa; Chordata; Chondrichthyes; Orectolobiformes; Hemiscylliidae.